Messenger RNA from Biomphalaria glabrata, 2510 nucleotides. RefSeq lists its product as uncharacterized. The coding region runs from base 195 to 1607 and encodes 470 amino acids. The transcript has 12 exons. The record is from RefSeq and is a predicted model, not a curated record. Lineage: Eukaryota; Metazoa; Mollusca; Gastropoda; Planorbidae.
AUGACAACAGUAACAUCCGCCGUAAUGGCAUCUAAACAAUUAUUACUAUACUAGAUAUCUAGUAUACUACAGUAGUGAAAAGUAGAUAGAUCUACAAAUAUUAAUGUAUUCAUAAUGCACUAUUUUAUUCAAAUUCGUACUUAUUAGAAUCUAUGAUGAUAUAUAUAAGUAUGCUGUCAGUCUGAUCUGAAAAAAUGUCUAGACAAGCAACAAAUAGAGGAAGACAAGCAGAAAAAACAACAAAACCGCCCACUGCUGUAGCAACUCCCACAUCAGCCCAUGACAUUGUGCCUGGAAAAUAUAAUGAGAAUGACUGGAAUAAUAUGUUGGAAAAAGACAGUGGAGAAGAAUUCUGUCUAGAUAUUGUAGAAGAACUCAGUGAAAAAGUUUUAUCAGCUAUAUAUGACAGAUACAUUGAAAAUCAGCUUUACCCUUUUACAAUAUCUCAAGCCAAAAAUGCUCUCACAGAAAUUAUUGAGUGGCAAUUUUUAUCUAGAGAUGAUGGUGAGAAGGAUACUGAGAUGAACUUGACAUGGACACAAGAUGAAGAGCCUGAGCCAGCCGUUACAGACUGUUGGGCCCAAGGCUCUGUGCCUAAAAAUUAUAUUCCACCUCUGACUCCCCUGGUUGGGAUACCAGAAGAGGAACCAGUUGUUGUGGAGGAAAUUUCAAACACCCCACUCUCAGCAAAAGUAGUAAAAGAAGAUGUUAUAGAGCUCCCAGAUUUUGUCUCUGACAAUGAAGAGGAAGCUAUAAAGCAGGAAGAAAGCAGCAAGGAAACAUCUACUGCUGUCACAAAAGAAACUAAAGCUAAAGAAACACAGGCCAAGCCAAAAUUCCGUCCCUACAGAGGAAAGUUGAAGUCGGCCAAAGUAGGACAAAUGACAGAAUCCUUAGAAGAGACUGAAAUGAAGCUGCACUUCAGUGAAGUCAAUAUUGAACCAGAAAAACAUAGAGUUAGCGUGAUAAUGCCCACUUCCUGUGCUAGUUUACUGAAGGCACAGAAUGGCCGACCACCAGGCAACAAAGAAGUAACUUUUGAUGAAAUGGGCAAUGUAGUAGCAGUUGUUAAACUAGACCCAGAAAAACUACCUAAUCACAAGAUCACUGUAAAGUACCAUGUAGUUGAUCCAGCUUUAGAAAGUAAACUGGAAGCAGUGAAAAAAGCCAGCAGCAAAGUGAAGACUCAUUCUUUCAAAACAAACAUUGAAACAAAAGUGAGUAGCAAAUCGAAACAUCGUUUAGCUGCAACAAUAACCCCUCUUCCUCCACCUCUGAAAACUCAAGCAAACUCUAUAACUUCAGUAAAAUCAUCAGCUGAAAAUUUGGUUCCUGUGAUUGAAGAAAUGGAAUUGUCCAGAGGUGUUAUUGUUAAAGAAGGUGGCAGAGUUAAGAAAGGACCUGGGCUGUUCUAUAGAAAGCUUGAUUUGCUAGAGGAAGGUCAAAAGGGACUCAAGCAGCUCAAUUUGAGAAUAGCUAAUCCAGAGUUUAGUGUAAAUGAUUUACUAGACAGAGCUACACCUAUUCUCCGGCCACUUGGAGAAACCCCUCCUCUACCUCCUAUAGUGCCCCAACCCCCUCCACAGAGAACGCAGUACAGUGUGUGAAGAAUAUCUGUUUUGUGUAAGAAAAAAAAUGUUUGUUAUGGAGUAUGCAAGAAUGGUACAUAUUAACUUAGUUACCAGUAUAAGAAGAUGACAGCAAAUCUAGAGUAAAAAGUGUUUUGUAAUCAUUCAAAAAAUCUUAAACGAUUGAAAUUUUUCUGUAUAUCUAUAUUUGAAAAUACAUUUGAAAUGUUUCUUUUUUUUUUUUUCUUUUUAAAAAAAAAAGUUAAGAUUUGAACCAAGAAGUAAAAAAAGAAAAGAUCAUUCCAACUUUCUAAGAAAAAUAAAGAUAGAAGAUACUUUGACUUAUUUUUAAAUAUUCACAAUACAUUUCUUGUAGAACUAUUCUUGCAAGAAUAUAAAUACAAUGUUUUAUGUAAAUAUCAGAUCUGUAUAUAAUACCUGUAGUUUCACAAAAAUUGUGAUACUGCCAGAUGUUUAUAGGAAGACUGUUGUUUGGUUAGUUAAACAUAUUACAUGAAUUUUCUUGUAAUAAUAAGACAUUUUUAGUAACUUAGAUGUUCAAAAGCUAAAAACAGAAUUAUAAAAUAUGCCAUUUUAUAGCUGUUUUUGUUAAUGUCCUUUAAGUCACAUCAUUUGAGAACUGAUAAAGUUAUAAUCGAUUACAUUAUUAAAUUUGAGAGUUAAGGAAACAAUAUUUACAAAUAUAAAAAAUUGUUUUACAAAUGAUAAUCUAUUUUUUUUAAACCUAAAAAAAUACUAAAUUAAAAUCAAGACAUCCAUUCACUUCUGCUAUGCCCAUUUAAGCUUAUAGUCAAAUUUAUGAUUAAAAACUUCUUAAGAUUAUUCAUUUAAUAAACUCAUGUCCAAGGAAGAAAGGUUGUUCAAUUCUGAGCAAAUCUAAAUCUUAUAAUGUCUGAAGAAUAAACUGUCCAGUGAAAACUU